Anopheles funestus (African malaria mosquito) is the source of this 2069-nucleotide messenger RNA. Its product is annotated as diuretic hormone receptor-like. Bases 55 to 1509 code for a protein of 484 amino acids. Lineage: Eukaryota; Metazoa; Arthropoda; Insecta; Diptera; Culicidae. The record is from RefSeq and is a predicted model, not a curated record. Gene Ontology annotation, biological process: cell surface receptor signaling pathway; adenylate cyclase-modulating G protein-coupled receptor signaling pathway. Gene Ontology annotation, cellular component: plasma membrane. Gene Ontology annotation, molecular function: peptide hormone binding; G protein-coupled peptide receptor activity; diuretic hormone receptor activity. The transcript is spliced from 12 exons.
CACCAGGGUCCAAGGAACGGGUGUCAUCUAGUCACUGUUUUCACUGAGCUAACAAUGUUAUUGCAUCGCACCCAAUCGAACCAAUCGACGUACAAACUCUGUACAAUAACGAAGAAAAAAAGCACACACACAAAAUCAACCAAACAACCCGGUUGUUUCCGAAUCUUCUGUUCCCCACAGACGCUGUUCGAUGGAUGUCCGGUGGACUUUGACCGGGUGCUGUGCUGGCCGAAAACGGACCCCGGUACCUGGGCAGUGCUUCCAUGCUUCGAAGAGUUCAAAGGCGUCCAUUACGAUGUGACACAGAACGCUACCCGUUACUGUCAUCCGAAUGGUAGGUGGGAUAACUACAGCCACUAUGCUGCCUGCCAUCACGUCAACGAACCCCCGCCGGACAUUGUGGAAAUUUCGUCCAUUAUCUACUACACCGGCUACAUCAUCAGUCUGGUAGCGCUUAGUCUCGCUGUGAUAGUUUUCGUUUACUUCAAAGAUCUGCGCUGCCUGCGGAACACGAUCCAUGCGAAUCUCUUCAUCACCUACAUCCUGUCGGCCUUGCUAUGGAUCAUUAUCCUCACGCUGCAGCUUUCCAGUGGCAACAGUAGCGGUAUGACGAGUUGCGUUAUCUUCGUCACCCUUCUGCACUACUUCACACUAACCAACUUCUUCUGGAUGCUUGUCGAAGGGCUCUAUCUGUACAUGCUCGUGGUGGAAACGUUUUCGGGUGAUAAUUUGCGCUUCAACAUGUAUGCCGCCAUCGGUUGGGGCGGUCCAGCCAUUUUCGUCAUACUGUGGGCCAUCGCCAAGGGUAUCACCUUGUCCGGGCAGGGCAAAACGGACACGCUGCAAAUUGAAUGCUCCUGGAUGCGUGAGUCGGUGGUCGAUUGGAUCUUCCAGGGCCCGGUCUGUGCCGUACUGAUCAUCAAUCUCGUAUUUCUCAUACGAAUCAUGUGGGUGCUUAUCACAAAACUACGAUCGGCGAACACGGUCGAAACGCGCCAGUACCGGAAGGCAUCGAAGGCACUGCUCGUACUGAUUCCGCUGCUGGGCAUCACGUACCUGGUUGUGUUGGCCGCACCCGCCGAAGGGGUCGUCAGUGACAUUUUCGCGAUUGCCCGAGCGUUACUACUAAGCACACAGGGACUUUCCGUGUCACUGUUCUACUGCUUCCUCAACUCGGAGGUACGGUUGGCGUUGCGGCACCGGCUGGAACGUUGGCGGGACGAGCGCAACAUUCGUCUAGGUCAGGUCCGGCAGCGAAGUCGACGCUUCACCAAUUCUGGCUACAAUCAGUCGAAAGAAUGUUCACCGCGUUCCCGCACAGAAAGCUUCCGACCACUAACCUACAACAAGCGGGAAUCGUGCGCAUCAUCGGCUACGACCACAACCCUGCUUGGACCGCACACCUACCCGAGUGCGAUGCGUGGUUCCAACGGUGCUCUGCACAUGCAAUCGAUCGUGCCACGUGCAAUCAGCCCGCUGAUGCAGGGUUUAGAUGAAAACUCCGUCUAAAAGGGAAGAUUUACUGUCGUCGAAACGGAUGUGCGUUCCACCGGACACACCAUCCGUCUGCUCGAUGCUCGAUGCCGGAUAUUCGAAUGGUCUAACAAUGCUGUGCAACGAUGUUACCGUAACCCGCCAAACGUUAGCUGCAUUUCCUUUCCGAUUGGCCUUUCCACGACGGUGAUGCAGUUUCGAUUAGAAUCGGAAGAAAAACAGAAUAGCCAAACUGUUUGUUGAAUCUAAAACCAAGCCAAUAGAGAGAACAGUAUGAGUGAAUCGUGCAAAACGAAACUUAAAAGACACAUUUUAACUCCCGCACGAAGCGUGAAGCGUGUUGGAAGAAAGGAUCUGAAAAGGAAUCUACCUAAAAAGUCGACUAGCAGCAGAAAGCGAGAAGAAAAAAACCAAUAGAAUAUUGUAAUAUUUUGUUCUGUUUGUAAGUAAAACGAAGAAAAAGAAAGGAAAACAUUGUAAAGCAAGAUAAAUACAGUAAAAUGUGAACCACAACACAAAACAAGAAGCUCUAUAUAGAUGUGCUAAUAAAACCUAAACAUGAACAAACGAUAAAA